Molecule: messenger RNA, 444 nt
Organism: Striga asiatica
Lineage: Eukaryota; Viridiplantae; Streptophyta; Magnoliopsida; Lamiales; Orobanchaceae
Source: the annotation of a GenBank genome assembly
AUGAGAACCGUGCGCGGGAGAUUGUCCCAGCCCCACACGCAACGCGCUGAGGUUGAUAAACCAGUCCCAAUUCCCGCCUUCCUUCAACAGAAUUGCGGCCGCGUGCAGAGUGUUGGCCACCAUGGUGGGCCCACGGUAUGUGACCAAAUUAGCCUUCGUAAUCAUCCGCACGUUCUCGAACCUCCGGAAGAUCGAGUGGUUGCUGACGUAAUUGCGCAGAUCGAGCCGCUCGGCCUCCGAAGACUCGGCGUCGAGGUGCACGACGUACUGGUUGUUGGGGUGGUAGAGCGCCUCGAGCGUGCGGCGGAGCAUAGCGCCGUCGCCGGCGGAGCCGGAAAUCAGGCCAGCCGCGGCGGCGGGGGUAGAUCGCUGAUCGGCAAGGGUUUCAGCCUCGGCUCGACGAAGAUGGAGGCGGCGGCAGCGGCCGCGGCGGAGGGGGAGUAA